Zonotrichia albicollis (white-throated sparrow) is the source of this 578-nucleotide messenger RNA. The record is from RefSeq and is a predicted model, not a curated record. NCBI's taxonomy places the organism in Eukaryota, Metazoa, Chordata, Aves, Passeriformes, Passerellidae.
CACUCCAAGACCUCCUUUUCAGAUUUAUUCAGCUGAAACUGGAGCGUGCCACCCCAGCAGAGCGUCAGCUGGUGUUCAAUGAGAUCCUGCAGGCAGCCUAUCAGCUCAUGGUGGAUGUGUUUGGGAAUUACGUCAUUCAGAAGUUCUUCGAGUUUGGCAGCCUGGAGCAGAAGCUGGCGCUGGCAGAGCGCAUCCGUGGGCACGUGCUGUCCCUGGCCCUGCAGAUGUACGGCUGCAGGGUCAUCCAGAAGGCCCUGGAGUUCAUCCCCCCAGACCAGCAGAACGAGAUGGUUCGGGAGCUGGACGGGCACGUGCUCAAGUGCGUCAAGGACCAGAACGGGAACCACGUGGUGCAGAAGUGCAUCGAGUGUGUGCAGCCCCAGUCCCUGCAGUUCAUCAUUGAUGCCUUCAAGGGACAGGUGUUUGCUCUGUCCACGCACCCCUACGGCUGCCGGGUGAUCCAGCGGAUCCUGGAGCACUGCCUGCCCGAGCAGACCCUGCCCAUCCUGGAGGAGCUCCACCAGCACACGGAGCAGCUGGUGCAGGUCAGUGGGUGCCCAGGGCACUGCUGAGUGCUG